Messenger RNA from Thelazia callipaeda (thelaziosis nematode), 195 nucleotides. NCBI's taxonomy places the organism in Eukaryota, Metazoa, Nematoda, Chromadorea, Rhabditida, Thelaziidae. The record is from the annotation of a GenBank genome assembly.
AUGAAUGAAUGGAAACAAGAAAUAUUGGAAAAAUGCCAAAUCGGGGUACCACACGAAGAUAUUGAAUCAAAUGAUACAAUCAUUUUCGGUUUCAUGGUUGCCAUUUUUUUGAAACAUUUCACAGAAGCGCACCAGAAGUGUAAUUACCAUAGCUUAGUUGUUGCACAUUUCCAUGAGUGGCAAUCAAGUGAGUGA